GCUGAGUGGGCGGAAGUGCGCUGGGGCUGAAGGGAGGCCCGGAAGCGGUCCCGAGGGGAGCUUGAGCUGCUUCCCUCCCUCGCUGCCUCCCUCCCUCCCUCGCUGCCUCCCUCCCUCCCUCCUUCCCUCCCUCCCUCCGGGGCGUUGGGGCGCUCGCACACUUGGGCACCAGACGACACGUUUUCCAAAUGUCAGGCUGUUGACUUGUCCAACUAUAGGGCGUAGUAGCCCUACAUCCUGCCGCUGCCCUACCUCGUAUCCUGCUUGGUCAGGUUCACGUGAGACAUGGCACAGGACCGAGGACACGUACAGCUACCCAGAGCUGAUGCCAUUCGUUCACGGCUGAUCGACACUUUCUCUCUCAUAGAGCAUUUGCAAGGCUUGAGCCAAGCCGUGCCGAGGCACACGGUCCGGGAGAUACUUGAUCCUUCUCGGCAGAAGAAACUCAUGUCAGGAGACCAACACCAGCUCGUGCGCUUCUCCAUAAAGCCCCAGCACAUGGGGCACAUCACACACUCCCAGCGAAUGCUGAGCAGGCUCCGUGUGAGGUGCAGCCAGAGGCCACCUCUGUCCCUGUGGGCUGGAUGGGUUCUUGAGAGUCCCAUCUUCUCGAAAUUCAUCAUCUCCCUCAUCUUUCUGAAUACAAUUGUACUGAUGGUCGAAAUAGAAUUGAUGGAAUCCACAAAUACUAAACUGUGGCCAUUGAAGCUGGCUUUGGAGGUUGCAGAUUGGUUUAUUUUACUUAGCUUCAUUGUAGAGAUCCUUCUAAUGUGGAUGUCCAGUUUUACUCUCUUCUGGAAUAAUGCCUGGAAUGUCUUUGACUUUGCUGUUACCAUGUUGUCUCUGCUUCCUGAGUUUGUGGUGUUGAUAGGAGUCUCAAGGACGUCUGUGUGGCUUCAGCUGCUGAGGAUCUCCCGGGUGCUGAGGUCUCUCAAACUGUUUGCACGAUUCCCUCAAAUUAAAGUUAUUAUAUUGGCUCUGGCCAGGGCCCUGAAGAGCAUGACGUUCCUCUUGAUGCUGCUGCUUAUCUUCUUCUACAUCUUUGCUGUAACUGGUGUCUACUUCUUCCAAGACUAUUCCCGUUCAACUAUCGAGGACCUUGAGUACAACAUGUUCUUCUCGGACCUACCAAAUUCCCUGGUGACAGUGUUCAUCCUCUUCACCUUGGACCAUUGGUAUGCAGUACUUCAGGACGUCUGGAAGGUGCCGGAAGCCAGCCGUCUAUUUAGCAGCAUCUAUGUGGUCCUUUGGUUGUUGGUUGGCUCCAUUAUCUUUCGAAAUAUCAUAGUAGCCAUGAUGGUUACUAACUUUCAGAAUAUUAGAAACGAGCUGAGUGAGGAGAUGACCCACCUGGAGGUUCAGUAUAAAGCUGACAUAUUCAAGCGACAGAUUAUCCAGAGGAGACAAAACCUGUCCCCUGAAUUAGUAAGAGAAACGAGUCAAGGAAAGCACUCUGAAGACUUACUAGAGCCAUCUAAAGGGUCUGGAGCCAGUGAUGCUGAAAACACUGAUGAUGAGAAAAGUGAUGCCGAGAGAAGUGAUGCGGAUAAAAGUGAUGCCGAGAGAAGUGAUGCUGAGAGAAGUGAUGCCGAGAGAAGUGAUGCCGAGAGAAGUGAUGCUGAGAGAAAUGAUGCGGAUAAAAGUGAUGCUGAGAAAAGUGAUGCUGAGGAAAGUGAUGCUGAAGCUAAGAAAGGACAAAAAGAAUCGUCAAAAUCGAAAGUCGACCCAGCCCCCGCUUCCAACUCUUUAUCCUCCUACGGUUCCUCUGUAGUUGAUUUUGAUUUUGUUGAUAAUUUGGACUGGGAGACUCUUGUUCAUGAGAACCUGCCUGGGUUAAUGGAUAUGGAUCAGGACGACCGUGUUGUUUGGCCCAGAGAUUCACUUUUCCGGUAUUUUGAGUUACUGGAAAAGCUUCAGUAUAACUUGGAGGAGCGCAAGAAGUUGCAAGAAUUUGCAGUCCAGGCCCUGAUGAGUUUUGAAGACAAGUAGAGGUCCAAUGGAUGGCAGGCGUGUCUUUGGACCCAGCAAAAGCUAAUGAAGGGAAUAGUUGGAAAUAGAGAAUUCAAAAUAUAAAUAUCUAAUAAAUACUGCUAAUGAAUAUUUCCGGUAAGUUAAUUAAAUAUUUUUGUGAGAUGUAGAUGAUACAAAAAGGCAAAAAGUUACUUCAGAGGCUAUUGGAGCCUGUGCUUCUUCCUGGCCUACCAGCCUGUCUCCGGUCCCUGCUGGGACUCUUCAGGACUGUACCAUUCUAGCUCCUGUUCUUCUUCUAACUUCUACUUCCUAGUAAGAACUCAAAUCCCACUUUAUUUUGGCUAGUCUGUGAAGGCUUCUAUGUGGAAUAACUAAAUCCUCAGGGACAUUAGUGUAGCUACUCGAGAAGUGAUGUUUCCAUUGUCCGCUCUGCUGAUACUGUUCCUCUGGUGCACCAUUAGCUUUCUUUCUCAGUGCUAGGACAGGACCCAGGGCUUCACACAUGGUCGGCCUGGGCUUUGCCAGUCACUUACAUCUCUAGCUUCCUUUUUAUUGACUUUAUUUCAGUCCCAGAAUCAGCCAACAAUCCAGACCAAAUGGUCCAGAAUGCUCCCAUGCACCAUUAGCUUCAGUCACACGUUAUUCAUACCAUUUCUGGAAAAAGAUAAUGCAUUUCUUCAUCACCCUUGUCAUAGACCAGGGAAGUUUUCAUGUCAGUUUAUGUUCCACGGUUUGUAGGACCUCAGAAGUGAUCUAUUUCCCAUCAAGGCAGAGACAUCUUUUUUGUUUGUUUGUUUAUAUGUGAUGCCAGAGAUCAACCCCAUAUUCUCAUGAUCCUACCACUGUUCUAUAACCCAGCAGGAAGCCUUUUAUAAUAUCCCUGAAAGAGUGACUAUCUAGUGGUGGUUGGUGAUGGACUAUCUGAAGGUAUCCCAUUCCGUUAUGGAAGGACUCAAGUCUUUUGGGUAGGUUUUUUGAGAUGGAGUCUCUGGUUUCACCCCAGGCUGGCCCCAAACUUACUAUGUAAUACAGACUGGCCUUGAACUCCUGCCUCUUGGGUCAUAGGGUUACAUGCCCAGCAUAUGACUUAUUUCUUUGGAAAUGCUUAUUAUUAAAAAUUCUAUCAACCUUGGCUGAGGAGAUGGUUCAGUGGUAAAGAGCAUUUACUACUCUUGCAGAGGACCCAGGUUCAGUUCCCAGCACCCUCAUGGUGGCUCACAACUUCCUGUAACUCCAGGUCCAGGGAUCUGACACCCUCUUCUGCUCUUCUCAGGCACUACAUGCACAUGGUGCACAAACAGAUGCACAUAGAAAUGCAAAACACACAUGCACAUAAAAUCAAUAAACAUUUUUAAAAAUUCUGUUACCUGUUGAGUGCUUGAUCUAUGUAUAAACAAUUUAAUAUAUAUAUGUGCUACACAAUAUACUCUAUAUUUGGAGUAUGUAUGUAUAUAAAAUAACCAGAUGUGUAAGACAAACUCCCAUUUUAAAUUAUUUUUUUUUGUGGGGGGAGUGGAUUUUCAAGACAGGGUUUCUCUGUGCAGUCCUGGAUGUCCUGAAUUCCCUUUGUAGACCAGGCUGGCCUCGAACUCACAGAGAUCCACCUGCCUCUGCCUCCUGAGUUCUGGGAUUAAAGGUGUGUGCCACCACUGCCUGGCCCAUUUUAAUUUUUUUAAUUGAAAACUUCUUUUUCUUUGAGACAGAGUUUCACUUCAUACAUAGUCCAUGCUGGACUAGAACUUUUUAUGUAGUCCAGACUGGCUUGAGCUCUGUGGAUAGUUAGACCUUGUCUCAAAAACAAGCAUAGUGCUGAGAUGGCUUGGUUGAUAAGGUGCUUGUCGGGGAAUUCUAAGGAUGUAAGGUCCUUAUGAGUUCAGGUCCUAACACCCACACAGGAGCCAGGCAUGACAACAUGUCUACUACCCUAGUUCUGGGAUGCAGAGACAGGAGAUCCCAGGACUCACUUGCCAGCCACUCUAGCCAAAACGGAGUUCCAGGUUCAAUUAGUGUCCCUGUCUAAAAUAAAUAAAUUAGGUGGAGAGUGAUAGAGGAACAUAUCUGAUGUUGACUUCUGGCCUCCACACAUCUCUGUGUGAGUCUAUACCUGUACACAUAUAAACACACAUGCAUACAGCAUUUCUACCAACCCACCCCCACAAAUAAAACAAAUACCAAAAAUAAGAUAAAGCCCUGAAUGGUAUACUGUAAAAUGUUUUAUGUUA
Peromyscus californicus insignis is the source of this 4193-nucleotide messenger RNA. RefSeq names its product cation channel sperm associated 2 (gene Catsper2). NCBI's taxonomy places the organism in Eukaryota, Metazoa, Chordata, Mammalia, Rodentia, Cricetidae. The record is from RefSeq and is a predicted model, not a curated record. The transcript has 13 exons. Gene Ontology annotation, biological process: sperm capacitation; transmembrane transport; flagellated sperm motility. The coding region runs from base 286 to 1989 and encodes 567 amino acids. Gene Ontology annotation, cellular component: CatSper complex; membrane. Gene Ontology annotation, molecular function: calcium-activated cation channel activity.